Messenger RNA from Acipenser ruthenus (sterlet), 3691 nucleotides. Its product is annotated as pendrin-like. Lineage: Eukaryota; Metazoa; Chordata; Actinopteri; Acipenseriformes; Acipenseridae. The transcript is spliced from 20 exons. The record is from RefSeq and is a predicted model, not a curated record. Gene Ontology annotation, cellular component: membrane. Gene Ontology annotation, molecular function: secondary active sulfate transmembrane transporter activity; chloride transmembrane transporter activity; oxalate transmembrane transporter activity. The coding region runs from base 192 to 2492 and encodes 766 amino acids. Gene Ontology annotation, biological process: transmembrane transport.
UAAUAUACCCAAGGAUUCAAACAACAGAAAAGCAUUAGUGUUCUUGUUAAAACUAUUUACUGUAACAUUUAAAAGACUGUGUUCCAAGAAGAGGAUAGAAUUUAAUAUAUUGUUUUUGUCUAAUUUUCAAAAGAGAAUUUGAUAUGUGUUUUGUAGAAUAACUUUUUUUCUUGCAAUUUGAGUGAAUCAGGAUGGAUUUGCCUCCUGAUCAGAAUUACUGUGUUGCUCGACCAGUUUAUUCCAAACCUUCAUUUGAAGAGGACAAUGAAACAAAGGCAAGGGUUCCUAAAACCGUUCGGGAAAGAUUAAAAAAAUCAUGCAGCUGUUCAGCCAAAAGAGCCAAGGACAUAACAAAAGGUUUGCUGCCCAUUUUAGACUGGCUACCAAAAUACAAAAUAAAGGAAUGGCUGCUGAAAGACAUCAUCUCAGGAAUCAGUACUGGACUUGUAGCUACUUUACAGGGUUUGGCCUAUGCAUUGCUGGCUUCAGUCCCGCCUAUAUAUGGUCUUUAUGCAGCCUUCUUCCAGUUUCUGACAUAUUUUUUCAUGGGAACUUCGAGACAUAUUUCUAUUGGGCCGUUUCCUGUGACUAGUCUGAUGCUUGGAUCAAUAGUCCUGGCCAUGGCUCCUGAAGAGAAUUUCAAGAUUAAGAGGAACAGCACAGGGCUUAAUGGAACAGCAGUGGAUAUUGCAGCCAUGAAUGAAUAUAGAGUUCUAGUGUCCAACACUGCGACAGUUCUCAUGGGAAUUCUUCUGCUGAUCAUGGGAAUACUUCAGAUUGGUUUUUUGGUGCGGUACCUUUCAGAUCCAUUGGUUGGAGGAUUCACCACCGCAGCUGCCUUCCACGUGGUUGUCUCUCAAGUCAAAUUGGUGUUGGCUGUGCCAACAAAGAACUACAAUGGAGUUCUAUCUGUUAUAUAUACAAUCAUAGACAUAUUUAGAAACAUUGGUAAAACCAACAUUGCAGAUCUGAUUGCUGGAUUGCUGACUAUUAUCAUUGUGAUGUCAGUAAAGGAAGUCAAUGAUCGAUUCAAACAUAAGAUUCCAGUUCCUAUUCCCAUUGAACUGUUUGUGACUAUUGUAGCUACAGGGAUCUCAUAUGGUGUGGAUCUUGAGACAAAAUACCAUGCCUCCAUUGUCAAGGACAUCCCAAAAGGGUUUUUACCCCCUCAACCUCCGGAUGUAUCAAUGUUUGCUGACAUAAUAGGCUCGUGUUUCUCUACAGCUGUAGUGGGGUAUGCUGUAGCUGUUUCAGUGGCAAAGGUGUAUUCUAUAAAACAUAACUAUCAAAUUGAUGGCAAUCAGGAGCUUGUUUCCUUUGGUGUCAGCAACAUAUUUGGAGGAUCUUUCUCUGGCUUUUUUGGCUGCACAGCAUUGUCACGAUCUGCUGUCCAGGAGAGCACUGGUGGACAGACUCAGAUUGCUGGGUUUCUCUCUGCCUUGAUAGUAUUUAUUGUAAUUGUCGCUCUGGGGAACCUGUUGGAGCCUCUGCAGAAGUCUGUACUGGCAGCCAUAGUCAUUGCCAACCUCAAAGGAAUGUUCAUGCAGGUCCUUGACGUUCCGCGCCUCUGGAGGCAGAACAAGACUGACUCUAUUAUUUGGGUCGUGACGUGUGCUGCAUCCAUAAUUCUGGGCCUUGAUCUCGGGCUGUUGGCAGGUCUUGUCUUUGAGCUGGCCACAGUUGUGAUCAGAACACAGUUCCCCACAUGUGCUGCCCUUGGGAACGUUCCAGGAACUGACAUUUACAAGAAUAUAAAGGACUACAAGAAUAUUGAUGAACUAUCUGGUAUUAAGAUCUUCAGAUGCAGUGCACCAAUCUACUUUGCCAACAUGGAUUUUUUUAAAGAUCGUCUGAAAGCAAUUGUGGGAUUUGAUGCAGUCAGAGUGUUUAGAAAGAGGAAUAAAGCACUGAAGAUGAUUCAGAAGCUUAUCAAAAAGGGGAAGUUAAGAUCCACAAAGAAUGGCGUGCUGACAGAUCUGGGUGUGGAUAACAAAGCUUUUGAAAGUGAUCCAGAGCAGGAUCCUGAGGAGGCAGAAGAUGUUGAUGUGCCCACGAAGGAGGUGGAAAUCCAAGUGGACUGGAACACUGACCUUCCACUGAAAGUGAUCGUGCCCAAAGUUACCAUUCACAGCCUCAUCAUUGAUUUUGGUGCAGUCUCCUUCCUUGAUGUGGUAUCAGUCAAGGGCUUGAAAUUGAUUGUGAAAGAAUUCAUGCGGAUAGAUGUAAAUGUAUACAUAGCAGGAUAUGAUGAUGAAAUUAUCCAGAAAAUGGAAGUAUGUGGCUUUUUUGAUGACACCGUGAAGAAAGACAUUCUGUUCCUGACUAUUCAUGACGCUGUGCUCUUCAUUCGGAUGAAAGCUUCGUAUGGCAACGUCGAAGAUCCAAUAUUUGAGAAGAUUUCUCUGAUGAAGGAGUCCAAAGAACCUCUUUCAUUUCCUGAAACUGAUGAAUUAGAGGAUCAUCAAGGGGCUAUCUAUAAACUGGCUUCCUAAACUCAUGACGUUGUUUUAUUUGGAAAAUAUAUGGGAAGAAGCAUUCUGACAUCUUCAAAAACUCGGAUCACACUAAGAAGCCCCAAAAAUGACUCCUUCCUGAAAGUUGUUUUAAAAUGAAACUGUGUUUUAGACUUAUAUUAAGAUAAUCCGGCUGUCAUUCACUCACAGUCAUCACAGGAUUUGCUUUCUUCAAUAUUUUCCUAAGCAUACCAUACAUAAUGUCCCGAUGAAGGAUUAAUACACAACAAAUGGUAUGAUCACUAAGGGUCUGCAUUUAUAUAGACUUAUAUAGACUAGUUUAGUAGGUGUUUUAAGAGAAGUUUAUGCUCAACAUAAAACCAAUUAUAUAUAUAUUCUGUUUUACUCAUUUUAAAUUACUAGUUCCAUAUUAAUAUACAAAAAAAUAUUAUAUAAUCCUAAAUGAGCAAAUAUAUAUUUUCAGAUCAAGAAGCUUCAUUCCAGGGCAAAUCACACAAUAGAUGAGUGAGGAACAAUCAUAGAAUAUCUAGCUUUAAUAAAAGGAAAGGGGUGAAUAAACAGGUAAACAAAUCUGCAAUUUUAAAGGUUUAGUAUUGAAAAUAACAAUAAAGGCACCUAUUUACAAUUGUUUAAUCCCAAUAAAACACUGAUUAUCAAUCAACUACCAUAAAAUGCACCUUAAUAAGGAUUGUGUUGUCUAUAUUUGAACCGUUCCAUAUUUAUUGCAGUUGCUCAAAGAAGUGGACUCUGGUCAUUUAUUAUCAGUAGCGUUCAUUUAUACUCUCAUUUCUGUUUUUUAACCACAUGUCUAUCUUGUUGUGAAUUUAUCUUUUGAUUUAGAUGUUUUAAUUCAUCAAUGUCAUUUUGAAAUUAUAUAAACAGGUUUAAAAUGAAAAAAAUAGCACUUUAUACCUCAAGUUAUAGCUUUGCUGAACAAUUUUAAUAAAUGUCUCAAAUGUAUCAUGUUUAUUGUACAUCUGAAUCAUCCUGACUUACUGUGACAUCUUAAGAGCUGCAUUUUUAGUUACAAAUACACUAGAAAUUGGGACAUAUUUUAAUAUUUUAUUUGUCUGUGUUAUUACACUUAUAAAAUGUAUUACAGUUAACAGGGUGUGUUUGAAUGAGGACACACAAUUUGUGUUAAAAACCCCAGUAUGAAAGAAGAUGUUCAUGCCAUUGAAUUCCUGCUUAAAUAAAUAAAUACAUGAAAGAAAGCA